Molecule: messenger RNA, 1365 nt
Organism: Kluyveromyces marxianus DMKU3-1042
Lineage: Eukaryota; Fungi; Ascomycota; Saccharomycetes; Saccharomycetales; Saccharomycetaceae
Gene: ARP9
Product: Arp9p
Exons: 1
Coding region: 1-1365 (454 amino acids)
Source: RefSeq, a predicted model, not a curated record
AUGGCACCAUUGAGACAGGAUAGCUACCUUAUUAUAUACCCAGGGUCCACGCGGACUCUGGUUCAGUUCGGGAUCGGGGAAGAUACGCUACAACCGCCUACAAUUUCUAUUCCAACUAAGGUUUAUCGGGAUGCGAAUGGUUCAUUUACAUCCAAGGAGACGGAAGAUGUGGUAUUUCCAAUAGAGGAUGGGUCAAUUGUUGAUAUUGAUGCAUUUCAAUACCUAUUAAAGUUGAUAUACAAGUCGGUAUUAAAGCAGCAGAGCGAAGAUAGUCCAAUUGCGUGGGACACCACACUUUCGAAUAUUCCGUUCUUGCUUAUCUCGCAUCAUUCGUGGACACAGUUCCAGGAAGAGUUACUAUGCAGGCAUGUAUUUGAAUCAAUGAAGUUGAACCACUUUGCCAUUUUACCUAGUUCGCUGGCCAGUUCAUUUGCGUUUGGUUCAUUACAAAAUUGUAUUGUACUUGACAUUGGAAAGCAGCACACUGAUGUGAUUCCCAUUAUGGAUUACACCCCACUCACAUGCUUUACAAGACAAAUUCCAGUUGGCGGAGACUUGAUCAAUGAACAUCUAUCGGACGUUCUUCCAAAUUUAUCCAAAUCCCAAAUUGAAGACUUGAAGAGAUCUGAUAUAUAUGAGAUUUUGCCGCAAGAUAUAUUAGAUCAAUAUGGAGUCAACAAGAAGGAUGAGGAUGAUGGGGCAUUGGAUGUGGCUGCCAUCGUUACCAGUGGGCGUGAUACAAGAGAGAUAUUAGAGGAGCGCGAGAACAGCAAGACUCAUGAGAAGAAAGAAAACAGUGAAUUGGAGUCGAAUACAUUUUUCGACAGUAACGGUAAUUCAAUUACGGUUGGAAGACAAAGAUUCACUGGCUAUGAGGAGCUUAUUUCUAAGAUAUCAAAAGCAACGGGUGAAGUUAUGAACCAAAUCGAUGAUAUUCCAAAAUUAAAAUCUAUGUGGGAGAAUGUUAUCAUUGUUGGUGGAACUACUCAUAUCAAGGGUUUUAGAGAAGCCUUAUUGGCUCAGCUAUUGAGUGAUCAUAUCGUAACAGAACCAGAAGAAGAACGUCUACAAAGGGAAGAGGAGGAAAAGAAGAAGAAUUCUGCUAAUCAAAAGAAGUUCGGAAAAGUUGCCAAUUUGCCAUCUCUAAAUCAAAUCGAAUACGUACAGCCUCCUUCUAUCAUUCUAACUCCAAAAUUCCCCGACUACUUCCCUGAAUGGAAAAAAAUUGGAUUUACAGAUGUUACGUUCUUGGGAGCUCAAAUUCUCACUAAACAGGUUUUUGGUCAUUCAAACACUUCUUUCUAUGUAACAAGAGAGAAAUACGAAGAAUUGGGUCCUGAAGCCAUCUGGGAAGUAUCCUUUUAG